Pieris macdunnoughi is the source of this 999-nucleotide messenger RNA. The record is from the annotation of a GenBank genome assembly. Lineage: Eukaryota; Metazoa; Arthropoda; Insecta; Lepidoptera; Pieridae.
AUGCAGUUCAUGACACAUGGAGUGCAAGACACACAGCAGCAACAUGCAAAUCAAGGAUCUAAUCUCAAGCAAGAACAGGUUACUCCUGAAAAAUCUAAUCAGGAGCAGAAUAAGUCCAAUCCAAAUUUGAUUGACACAAAAACUGAAGCAGGCAUGGAAAUUACUUCGAAUGGUGAAAAUUCAGAAAGGCCUCCCUGGAAGAAGCUGGGAGUAGUAAAGAGGAUCUCGAACAAAGAGCGUCGCCGGCGGCAAAAUCAGAGCCUGCGCCGACUGGUGACUCCCAAGAGCGCAUUGAUGGUGCUCAACGAAAUGGUGUAUGGCGCACCAUUAGACUUCAGAGUGGAUUGCGCUCCGCCAACCGGGUACUACGCAUCGAACAACCCGAGCUUCUGCGCCGAAGUGACAAUUGACGGGUGCAGUUAUCGGGGCUGUGGUGAAACGAAGACAUCGGCCCGCAGCGCGGCCGCCGAGCAAGCCGUACGAGAUAUCAUUAUCAAAAAACUGAAUAAAUUUAACACCCAGGAGAAAUCCAACGAGGCAAAAGAUGGUGAGGAGAAAAUGGAGACGGAAGAGGAGGAGCCCAUGCCGAUGAUCCAGCUGGCGUCGUACGCGUUGCACAAGCUGUUCAGCGAGUGGGAGGGCGAAGGUCAUCAUGUGCCGCAGAUCAGACCUCACAAUUCCUCCGUAUCGGACGCGGACGUGGACCUGACGUCUCAAGCCAACGGCCCACCGCCUCCGAAGCCGAAGAAAGUGAAGACUCUCCCCGAGAACGCUGCAGAAAUGCACCCUUGUAUGCUGUUGUCGUACAUGCGGCCGAUGCAAGAGUACCGGGAGCUGGGGGUGCAGGGCGACCGUCCGCAGAACCUCAUCUACACCAUCGGAGUGGAGGUGGACGGCGCCACCUUCAUCGGCCAAGGACCAAACAAGAAGGAGGCUCGCAAGGACGCGGCCACGUCAGCCUGCAAUUCGCUGUUCGGAGUCAAAUUCCAACAAACAUAA